Chrysoperla carnea is the source of this 878-nucleotide messenger RNA. RefSeq names its product eukaryotic translation initiation factor 6 (gene eIF6). The coding region runs from base 121 to 858 and encodes 245 amino acids. Gene Ontology annotation, biological process: assembly of large subunit precursor of preribosome; ribosomal subunit export from nucleus; maturation of LSU-rRNA. NCBI's taxonomy places the organism in Eukaryota, Metazoa, Arthropoda, Insecta, Neuroptera, Chrysopidae. Gene Ontology annotation, cellular component: preribosome, large subunit precursor; nucleolus; cytosol. The transcript has 5 exons. Gene Ontology annotation, molecular function: ribosomal large subunit binding. The record is from RefSeq and is a predicted model, not a curated record.
AUCAAACACUCAAAAGUAUUUUUAAUACAUGUGAUAGAUACAUAACGAAGUGUCAUUAUCAAAAGUUGUGAAAUAUUAUACAUUUUAUUAAACACGUGAAAAAGGAAAAAUUCAUUGACAAUGGCAGUCAGAGUACAAUUUGAAAAUAAUAAUGAAGUUGGAGUGUUUUCAAAAUUAACAAAUUCUUAUUGUAUAGUAGCCAUAGGAGGCUCUGAAAAUUUUUACAGUGUGUUUGAAGCUGAACUCGCUGAAACAGUACCCGUUGUACAUGCCUCAUUAUCCGGUUGUCGAAUUGUUGGACGAAUGUGUGUUGGAAAUAAAAAUGGUUUAUUAGUACCGAAUUCAACAACAGAUACCGAAUUACAACAUUUACGAAAUUCAUUACCCGAAUCCGUUAAAGUACAACGUGUCGAGGAAAGAUUAUCCGCGCUUGGUAAUGUUAUUGCGUGUAAUGAUUAUGUUGCGUUAGUUCAUCCAGAUUUAGAUAAAGAAACAGAAGAAAUUCUAGCCGACACACUGAAUGUAGAAGUAUUUCGACAAACAAUUGCCAGUAACGUACUUGUUGGAUCAUACUGUGUUUUAAGUAAUCAAGGUGGUUUAGUACAUCCAAAAACAACAAUUCAAGAUCAAGAAGAAUUGUCCUCAUUAUUACAAAUUCCAUUAGUGGCAGGAACUGUCAAUCGAGGUAGUGAAGUAAUUGGAGCUGGAAUGGUAGCGAACGAUUGGUGUGCAUUUUGUGGUAUGGACACAACGUCAACAGAAAUAAGUGUAUUAGAAUCUGUAUUUAGAUUAAAUGAAGCACAACCUUCAGCCAUUACAAGUAGUAUGCGAGCAUCACUUAUUGAAAGUAUGUCCUAAACAAAUUUUAACUACAAUUU